AAAAAAGAGAGAGCCAGAUGCCGCUGCCGCUCUCCCUCGCGACGACUUGUUGUUUGGAUCAAUCGGUUGAAUCUGCACUUUGGACUUUCUCUUGGAUCUUUGAUUUCAAGCACUAUCACCAUUACCAGUGGGAAUCAAGAUCUCACAGUGCACGGUUUAUAAACUUUGAACAAGAUGAUUAACACGGGAAAAUUAGCAGGCAGGACCCUGUUCAUCACGGGUGCAUCGCGAGGAAUCGGCAAGGAGAUUGCUUUGAAAGCGGCACGCGAUGGAGCCAACAUUGUGGUGGCGGCCAAGACAGCGGAACCGCAUCCAAAACUGCCGGGAACCAUCUACACGGCAGCUGAGGAAAUCGAGAAGGCCGGAGGAAAGGCCCAUCCUUGUGUGGUGGACGUGCGGGAUGAGCAACAGGUACGAAGUGCUGUAGAGGCAGCAGUGGCCAAGUUCGGAGGCAUCGACAUCGUGGUGAACAACGCCAGUGCUAUUUCGCUGACGAACACCCCAAAUACGGACAUGAAGCGCUACGAUCUGAUGCACAACAUCAACACCCGUGGAACCUUUUUGGUGUCCAAGGAAUGCCUGCCCUAUCUGAAGAAGAGCAACCACGCCCACAUCCUCAACAUCUCACCGCCAUUGAGCAUGAAGGCCAAGUGGUUUGGACCCCAUGUAGCCUACACAAUGGCCAAGUACGGCAUGUCCAUGUGUGUUCUUGGCAUGGCUGCCGAAUUCCAGGACAAGGGAAUCGCCGUAAACGCUUUAUGGCCCCGCACUGCCAUCCACACGGCGGCCAUCGAGAUGCUUACCGGUCCCGACUCCGCCCAGUGGUCUCGCAAGCCGGAGAUCAUGGCCGAUGCCGCCUACGCCAUCCUGAGCCGCGAGCCCAGGCAGUUCACCGGUCAGUUCUUUGUGGACGACGAGGUUCUGGAAUCCGUGGGCGUUACGGAUCUCACGGACUACGCCUGCAUCCGCGAGAAUGCCGACAAACUGAUGGUAGAUUUCUUUGUGGAGGAGAAGGGAGCUCCGUUGGAGGAUGCGGCACCGACAGGAGGCGCCGCUGCAGCUCCGGCAACCGGAGGAAGUCAGAAGAUACCCCAGCUGUUCCAGAAAAUCGAAUCUCUCCUUUCGCCUGAGAUUGUCUCCAAGACGCAGGCCGUCUUCCAGUUUAACAUAACCGGCGCCGAGCAAGGAACCUGGUUCCUAGACCUGAAAAACGGUUCCGGCUCUUGUGGAUCCGGCACACCACCUGCCUCUCCGGACGCCACGCUGUCCAUGAACUCGAACAACUUCUUCGACAUGUUCUCCGGGAAACUGAAGGCGGCUCCUGCCUACAUGACCGGCAAGCUGAAGAUCAGCGGCGACUUCCAGAAGGCCCUCAAGCUGGAGAAGCUAAUGAAGGCACUAAAGUCCAAGCUGUAGAAGGAGUUAAAUUACAGACUACUUUUUUGUUUUAAAAAUUUUGAUUUGAUGUGUUCCCUUAAUAAAUUAUGUAAUUCUUUAAAA
Molecule: messenger RNA, 1500 nt
Organism: Drosophila ficusphila
Lineage: Eukaryota; Metazoa; Arthropoda; Insecta; Diptera; Drosophilidae
Gene: Hsdl2
Product: hydroxysteroid dehydrogenase-like protein 2
Exons: 1
Coding region: 175-1416 (413 amino acids)
Cellular component (GO): mitochondrion
Source: RefSeq, a predicted model, not a curated record